Fusarium graminearum PH-1 is the source of this 1794-nucleotide messenger RNA. RefSeq lists its product as uncharacterized. The coding region runs from base 1 to 1794 and encodes 597 amino acids. The transcript is spliced from 3 exons. The record is from RefSeq and is a predicted model, not a curated record. NCBI's taxonomy places the organism in Eukaryota, Fungi, Ascomycota, Sordariomycetes, Hypocreales, Nectriaceae.
AUGGUCUUGUGCAGCGUUUGUGAGACUAUUCCUUGGGACAACCUCCCUCCGACGCCGACCAACGAAAUUCUUAUUGUCAGCAGCGACAAUGCUUAUCUUCAAGAAUUUUGGGAGUGGCCUCGGGACUGUAAAGGGUACUCCCACUACCAAAGCCUUGAAGCAUUGAACUCAUCGGCUGAAGACCUUGGCUGCGGGCUUUGUCGCCUGAUCUACAAGCAAGUGGAGUUUUGCCGACUGAAGCUGGAAGAGCUACAGUUGGGGCGGGAAGAAGACUCUGGGUUCAGACACGCUUGGCCUCUGUGGGAGUUCUGGAUCACAAAGCGACCGGAUGGGGACGGGUUUUGGGUCUUGAGCUACACAGAUAACAAUAGAGAAGGGCUAGAGCAGUCCCUACGACAACGGGGUCUGACAUAUUCUUUGCGCAGUUACUGCUGGGGAAAGUCUCCUCAGUACACCACCACAAAGUCCACACUCAACGACCGAAAGCGUCAGAUUCCCAUCUCCGACUUGCCACAAACGCACCAGGAUGCUAUCAAGUUAACUCGGGAGUUCGGCAUCGGAUACCUAUGGAUAGACAGCAUGUGUAUCUGCCAGGACGACUACGAUGACUGGGAACGAGAGUCGGCCCGCAUGCUAUCCGUCUACGCUAAUGCAUAUUUGACUAUCAAUGCAUCCAAGGGCAACGAUAGCUCUUCUGGUCUUUUCUACAAGUCAUCAACCAGAGAAUACUUCGAAUUUGAGCACACAUAUGGAGGCAUACGCGGCCGCGCACUUGCAUGCGAAGUUCCCUUCGAGGAAGCCAUGCAGCAUGCUUAUAUACAAUUGAAAGACGACCCAGUCUCGCAUCGAGGCUGGACUCUACAAGAACGUGUCUUAUCUCGUCGGACAUUAUUCUACAGCGGCGGCCAAAUGAUGUUUGAAUGCAAUCAUGGCUUUCGGAAAGAGGAUGGUUGGGCGAUAGAUGGACGAUUUCCGCGCAUCAGCUCUCAGCCACAGAUGGUAUCCAAUGAUCAAACUAAAGAUACAGAUCUCAGCGUUUCUACUAGCGAGCUGCUAAGGUCGUGGUACCAGCUACUCGCGACAUACGGAGGGCGAAAACUCACAAAACCUUCUGAUAAGCUGCCUGCUGUAUCUGGCCUUGCUAGUAUCAUGGCGGAGCGGCUCAAUGAUGAGUAUGUCGCAGGACACUGGCGUUCGUUACUUAUUACGGAGCUUCCUUGGCAGCCUGGAGACUGUAAAAGAGUUCCGGAGUACAGGGCGCCGUCUUGGUCCUGGGCUUCAGUAGAUGGAGGUAUCGGUAUUCGGCUCAAGGGUAGUGGAUAUUCUCCUUUAGCCGAAGUUCUUGACGUCAAGGUCAAUUUGAAAGGAACCAAUCCUUAUGGGGAGGUCACUGAGGGAAGGCUGCUUAUCCAAGGGCCGAUGCAGCGUCUUUGUCUUUCCACCGAAGGCUGGGAUCCCGAUCGACCACGACUCAGUUCUAAAGGUAGCCUAGUUCUAUGCACUACGAGUACUUAUCUGGAGACAAGGCCUCAGUAUGACUUUGAUGCCUUUGCCGACGACCGCCCCCGACUGGAGCGAAAGUUUGUGCAAAGCCUGGAUGGGCUUGAGCUUUAUGCUCUCAUUCUAUUGGCUUGUAGUCAUGGUGAGGACCACUACAUAGCUUUGAUGAUUGGGAGGGAACAAGGGAGUGGGGAAUAUAGGAGAGUGGGAAUUCUGACCUUGACUGAUGAAACACUGGGAUGGAAGCCUGGCGAGCAAAGGAAGGGUGAGCGUCCUAUCAUCACCCUCAUAUAA